GUGGUGUCAGAGCGAGUGCCACUGAGCAUGCGCGUCCCCCACAUGGCUAGUAGUAUAAACAUGGCCGUGUCCUCUGUGCGUACACUUGGAUAGAAGGGAAUCUCUGGAGGACACUUAUGGACGUGACAGGUGGGGUUUGUGUCCCCUCUGCGAAUGGAACAUUUGCAAAAAUGCCAACGCCGGAUACUUCAAACAAUCAUGUUGAAGUAACACAAAUACAACCAGAAAGUUACAACAAAAUCCAGAGUGUCAACGGUGGAAAUGUGUCUGUAAACUUCAUGAGCUGCCAGUCGAGUGCAAUGUUUGUUGAUACAAAUAGUGCAGCUUUGACCACAGCUACGACUCGUCCAAGUGACGUCAAGGCAGUUUCCAAUGACCAGACAACACUUGUAUCAGCAGCAACUAUGUCAGAUUCUGCUCCAAAUAAUCAAACUUUUCCACAGAGUCCCUGUAAACCACAAACGGGAAUUAUUGUGCCCAAAUCACCUGGUUCUGUAAUACAGAAAUCAGUUGUAAUUUCUUCUAGUUCAAAUAGUGAGAUAACUACAAAUACUUUAAAUACAUCUGCAAAUAUGCCAGCAUCAUUAGACAGUACAGUACCCAAAAUAGUUGUACAUACAAGUAAGCCUGGAGCAAGCGUACAUGCAAUCAUAGGUAGUAAGUCAGUUCAGGAGAGUACAACCAUGACCAGUGUCAGCCAUUGCCAACAUUCGCAGACUGUACAUUUAUCAGGACAGACAAGCAAGGGCAAAAGUUUGGCACCUGCAUCUCAGACUGGAAUGGUAACAACAACUUCUGUGGCAUCUACCUCAAAAGUGACAAGAGUAGCCGCCAUCACUCAGACACCUGGGAAGGGGACUGUACUUGCUGUACCAAGAGUGAGUACUCCUCAGCAAAAUGGGAUAGCACGGGCUCCACAGACCACUACAAUACAGCUACCUGCAAACUUUAAAAUCCCACAAGGGAUGGUACUUAUCAGAAGUGACAAAGGUCAGCUGAUGUUGGUAUCUCAACAAGCCUUAGCCCAAGCUCAAGCACAAGGUGCUCGACUCCCCAGGCCUGCCGUUACUACGCCUACUCUACGAGCUCCUACGCCACAGGCCGCUGCAACAACAACUCUUAGAAAACAGGAGUCUGCGACCAUUGUCAAAAACCAAUCUCAACAAAUCAGCCCUGCCGUCACGUCAGUGCAAAGGAUGCCAGUAGUAAAGACCACAGGAAUUGCUGUUUCUGCAACAUCAGUUCAAACAGUGAGACCCCCAGCCACAACCCCAGCCCCAGCUCCUACCACAAUCGAGGGAUCCAAAGCAGAGUCUAUUGCACAGAGCCCUGUCUCUGCGGAGACAGUAGAGAAUGCAAAAAAGUGCAAGAAUUUUCUUGUGACAUUAAUUAAGCUAGCCUCCAGUGGAACCCAUUCUGCUGAAAUGGCAAAGAAUGUUAAGGAGUUGGUGUGGAACCUUCUGGAUGCAAAAAUUGAACCAGAGGAAUUUACAGACAGGUUGUACACUGAACUGAAGUCCUCCCCACAGCCUUACCUUGUGCCGUUCCUCAAGAGAAGUUUACCAGCUGUUCGCCAGCUGACCCCAAACUCUCAGCUCUUCAUCCAGCAGUGUGUUCUGCAGAAAGAUGGCAUUGUCUCCACAGCCGCAAUCACAGCACAACAGGCUGUGAAACAGACUUCUGUAACAGUUAUUGCCAACAGCAAAACCAGAGAACCUGCAGAGCUCGCACAGUCAGUGAAACCUGCACACCCAGUGAAACCUGCACAGCCAGCACAGCUGAUAGUUCAGCAAACAAGAGGAGAUGUGGUAAAACCACCAGCAAGCAUUGCGCAAUCCCAGCAAUCAACACAGAUUGUGAACAGAAUCCAGCUCAAGACUCCGGUGACAACCACUUUCCAGUCCAGUCCAUGUCCUGCAGGCAUUGUUGUAAAGCAGGCAUCACUUCUAGGACCUAAAGUUAUCCGUGUGCAUGCACCCCUGAUCCAGAAAAACAAUCUCAAAGAAAAUGGAGCAGCCCUUUUCAGAGAUGAAGAUGACAUCAAUGACGUGGCUUCUAUGGCUGGAGUCAACUUGAAUGAAGAGAAUGCACGUAUCUUAGCCACAAACUCUGAGUUGGUGGGAUCGGUAAUAAGAUCCUGCAGAGAUGAGCCGUUCCUUCUAACAUCUGUUCUGCAAAAGAAAAUUUUGGAAACAGGUAAGAGACAUGGCAUUACAGAAGUAAAUCCGGAUGUUGUGAGUCUUGUCUCUCAUGCCACACAGGAGCGCUUAUGGACAUUGGUAGAAAAAAUGACUGUGGCAGCACAACAUCGGACAAGAUCAUACAAGGAUGAUAGUCGAAAUGUGCUGCUGAAUGACACUCGAUCUCAGCUGAAGUUCUUUGAGCAGCUUGAUCGUUUGGAAAAACAAAGAAAAGAUGAACAGGAAAGAGAAAUGUUGCUACGUGUUGCAAAGAGUCGCUCCAAUAAAGAAGAUCCAGACCAACUGAGAUUAAAACAGAAAGCAAAAGAGAUGCAGCAGUUGGAACUGGCAGAGAUGCAACAGAGAGAUGCAAAUCGAACAGCGCUUGCAGCCAUCGGGCCAAGGAAAAAACGACCAUUGGACUCCUUAGGCUAUGGAUCUGGUAGUGAGAUUGGCAGCGGAGAUGUUACUGGUGCCUCUCAGUCAGCGAUUCCAAAGCAGUUCUCCCGUCUAAGGACAACCCGUGCCAGUCUCAAGGACCUCAUCUUCUGCAUGGAACAGGAGCAAGCCAUGAGGCAAUCAAUCACCUUGUAUCGUGCCUUCCUCAAAUAGUUAUUCACUUCAGUAUUUUGGACAAUUUCUGAAGCUGAAAUUCUUUAUUGCACUAUUCUGAAAUAUUUCAGAAAAUCUAUCUAUUUGUGGAACAUCGUAUCUAGUUUACAAUCAUUUUUUGUUUCUUUUAAUAUAAAUCUGUAUUGCGAAGGGAUGCUUGUGCUCCAUUUAUUGUAGUGCAUUUUCUUCUAGUUUUACAUCAUUGUUUAUUAUUUUCAUUUAAUGUUUUUUUUUUUUUCAGUCAAAUUAGUAGAUAUAAGCAGAUUUAAACUCAUUUGUUCUAAAUGCAUUUGAAAGUGCGGCAUCUUGUAGAAGGUUCAUUUGGAGAUGCCAUGCAGGGUGGCCUAGAAAAACUAGAAAAGUAAAAAAAAAAAUAAAGAAAGAGGAUUUUUAGUGUUGUUUGUAUUGACCGUAUUUAUUUCGAUCCAUUAUACUCUCCCCCCAAAAUAAAAAUAGUAUGGCCUUGACUUUCAAGGAGGGGUAGUUCAAGUCUAUGCCUUACUGUGUUAAGCCAGUGAAAAUGGGCUCUGUGGUUUUGGUUAGAAAAGACAGACAUAUUUCAGGUUUUAUGAGUGAUCUUAAUCUUUGGAACAUCUGCCACUGUGGGGGUGAUCUAACCACUAGAAUGACCAGGAGUGGAUGACAUUUCUGUAUGUGUAUGUUUAGUCUUAAAAAUAAAUAAUGUAAUAAAUAAUUAUUUUCAGCUUAACAACAUCUAAUCUGCUAUUAAUUCUACUAAUCACUGUAGAGCCUUACAUAUUAAAUACAUUUACUGGAAAAUGUGUAAACCUCAAAAGUUCUGAUAUAGGUUAUGUGAUGAAAAUAUUUAUUUUUUCAAUGUACAAGUCAUUUGAAUGGGCGAUCCUCUCUAUAAAGGAUAACAUUUUAUUUUUAUUCAGUAUACUGAAGAGCUUAUUAAAUCCUGUUCUUGAGAGAAAUAUUUCGGAUAUUGUUUUAUUUGUCAGUUUUACCCCUGUUCUUUUACCCAACUUCAUAUGACCAAUUUGAAUGUCGCCUUCACCACUGCAACCCACUGAUCGAUCAGCAGGCUGCCUUGAUUUCCACUUUCAUGCAUAUCGCCUCUUUUCACUUGUCAAACCUAAGCACCAGAUGUUACCAAACUACUGAACCCUGGGGGCAAGGACCCAGCUUGGGAAGUCUUCUCAUCAGCAGUGGCUGCUGAAGUACGAUGAGGCACACCAGCUCCUGCCUACUUUCCUCCCUGGACCAAAAACUUGACUUAUCAUACACCAAUUAAAUAGUGUGUUGACUAAAGAAGUGCUAUUGUUUCUUAUCGAACUAGCAGGAGACUAUCCAUUAUAAAGUAAUUUUGCAAUUAUUAUUGAAAAAAAUGUUAUAGUGAUUGUUUUCUUUUUUUUCAUCUAUUUUGGUAUAAAUUCGAUCUCCUUCUGAGGUAAGGUAGUACCUGCUAUGGCAAUGCCAAAGAUGUAAAAUACUGUUUAUUUGUUCUGUGUUGUAAAUGCUCAAAAUAUUAUUUGUUGAAGUUUUUCAUAAAUUUUGGAUUUGGUUCUAUAAUGCUCCCUGGUGUGGCAGAAUCUGUUUCAUUAAGUAUUCUCACAUAGAUUUGUUUUCUGUCUGUGUCAACACAGGUAAUUCAAAUACUUCUUUGCACUGUUGUAAGUGUGACAUUGUGAAAUGCAGCUUGAUUGGAGCCACUAAUCACUGGAAAUGUGUUUUGUAUUUUUGAAGUACUGUUUGUUAAACUUUCCAUUCUUACAAUAGCCAAAAUGUAAUGCAGGAUACAAUUUAUUUACAAACAAUAAUCUGUCUGCACUGCAGGAAGAUGCAAUAUUGUCUUAAAAGAAACCAACAUUUUUUUUAUUUUUUUAUUUUUUGUUAAAGCUUGUCAAACAAGUUUGUAAAAUGUACUUGACAUGGGUUAAAUGAUUUUAUAUACUGUUUUAAAAAACAAAAAACAAUUAAAGUUACUGUAAGCUA
Acipenser ruthenus (sterlet) is the source of this 4751-nucleotide messenger RNA. RefSeq names its product transcription initiation factor TFIID subunit 4-like. The transcript is spliced from 16 exons. Gene Ontology annotation, biological process: DNA-templated transcription; transcription initiation at RNA polymerase II promoter. Bases 117 to 2792 code for a protein of 891 amino acids. Lineage: Eukaryota; Metazoa; Chordata; Actinopteri; Acipenseriformes; Acipenseridae. Gene Ontology annotation, molecular function: DNA binding; protein heterodimerization activity; RNA polymerase II general transcription initiation factor activity. Gene Ontology annotation, cellular component: transcription factor TFIID complex. The record is from RefSeq and is a predicted model, not a curated record.